AUGGAGGUUUUUAAGGACUUUCAUAGUAAUGGCCCACUAGGUUCAGCAGGAGUGAUUGCAGGCCAGAGUCACCUGGGAAGGUUUCCUACACCAUUACGGCCACUUCCUCACGAAAAUCCGGACCUUGUUAAGCACAGCACCGUGGGCAACCACUUUAAAGCGACAAAAAGAAAACAGCACAGGUCGCCACCCCAGCAGCCCUAUUCCGUGAGGCAGGACCAGAGCCCAGCUCAAGGGGCAGCGGCCGCCCAGGAGCCUGCGUUGCACAGAGGCCGCCCAGGGCUCCCGCCCUCUUGCUCCCGGACCCGCGCGCCGAAUUUCGAAUUCGGGCUCAGCGCUCUUUGCUCCCUCAGCUCGCUUUGCACACAGGCGGCGGUGCAGCCGCUGAGCUUGGGGGUCGGGCCCGCCCCUUCCAGAGACCCCAGCUGUGCUUUGGAGGCUGCGCAGGGCGCGCGGUGGAGCCAACGUCUGCGCCCCUGGCGGGCGUCUGUGCGCACGCCCGGCUCACGUCAGUCUCCAUCUGGUGCGGAGCCCGGCCGCUCCCGGUGCUCCGGAGGCGCGGGAACCCUGGGCUCAUCGCCCGCGCCCCUUCCCAGGCCUCUACUGACUGCCAUUCUCUCCUUGGCAGCCACAGGAGAUUUUAAGUUUUACAGUGAAAUUCCUAAGGACACCUUGAAUCUGUUGUUCAAGUUAGAAUGUCCUUUAAAGCAGAAUUUACUCCAAAACACUGAUCUGUUUGAUAUUAAAGAUACAACUGAGUAACAGCUUGAAUUUCUUACCACAAAACCCAUUCACUCUUUAUUAGCCUAUGUGAAGCAUUUGAAAAGCCAACAUGAAGAUGCUCUGAAGUGCUUGGAACUAGCACAAGAAAUAAUCCAGAGGGUGCACUCAGACAAGAAGGAAGUUCAAAGUCAAGUCACUUGGGGAAAUUACACCUGGGCAUUUUAUCACAGGGACCAGCUUUAAGAAGCUCAGAUCUACAUAGACAAGGUAGGACAUGUCUGUGAGCAAUGGGCUGGACCUUCUAACUACAAGUUGGAGCAUUCUGAGACUGGCUGAGAGAAAGGAUAGGCACUCUUGAAAUUUGGAAGAAAUUAUUACCAAAAGUUAAAGCAGUUUUUUAAAAAAGCUCUGGAAAUAGAACCUGACAACCCAGAUUGCUUCAGUUCUGCCAUCAAAGUAUCUUGGUUGGAUGAUUACAGAGAAGGAUCUGUGAAGAUCUCUUUGGGUGCUCUGAGGAAGGCUGUUACUCCCAGCCCAGGUGACACCUACAUUAAGGUUUUACAGGCACAGAAGCUUCAAGAUGCACAUGCAGAAGCUAAAGGGGAAAUAAGUGAAGAAAUCCUAGAUCAGAUAUCAUCCCAGCCCUAUGUACCUCAUCAUGCAAUCAAGUUCUAUGGGAAAAAAAAAAAUCCCUGGAGAAAAGCUCUUGAACUUCUACAAAAGGCUUUGGAGGUAACACCAAUUUUCUUUCUGUAUCACUAGAUGAGACUUUGUUGCAGGGCACAAAUGAUCCCAAUCAAGAAGGCGACACACAGCAGACCUAAAGGAAACGCUAAAGUGAAGGUUGACUGUGUCGAUAUGGACCUCACCAGCGUGCAUGCAGAGCAAGAGCAGCAUCCCGGGGCGGACAUUUUCCAGAAAGCCCCUCAUCUGGAGAACGUAAUGGAUGAUUAAAAGCAUCAUGUCCAUCACUAUGGACGCUUUCAGGAAUUUCGUGAUAAACCAUAACAUACUGCCAUCCACCACUAUUCUGAGGCUUUAAGGAUCAAAGGCAGGUCAUCUGGGAAGGUAACUAAGAAGUGCUGAAAAAGACUGGCUACAAGGGACUUGACCCAAUGCUUUGACGUGCAGAGUUUGAGUGCCCUGGGAUUUGUUCAGGAGCUGGAGGGAGGAAAGAGGCGAGGUACUGAGCACUGCGGAAAAGCUGCAAAGGUGCAACCUGAAAGUGCGGAAUUCCUUAUUACUCUCUGUGCCCUUCAACUUUCUGUCUAA
Molecule: messenger RNA, 1995 nt
Organism: Octodon degus (degu)
Lineage: Eukaryota; Metazoa; Chordata; Mammalia; Rodentia; Octodontidae
Product: interferon-induced protein with tetratricopeptide repeats 5
Biological process (GO): defense response to virus
Cellular component (GO): cytosol
Molecular function (GO): RNA binding; protein binding
Source: RefSeq, a predicted model, not a curated record